Messenger RNA from Amphimedon queenslandica, 2260 nucleotides. RefSeq names its product TBC1 domain family member 16-like. The coding region runs from base 116 to 2179 and encodes 687 amino acids. The record is from RefSeq and is a predicted model, not a curated record. Gene Ontology annotation, cellular component: early endosome. The transcript is spliced from 6 exons. Gene Ontology annotation, molecular function: GTPase activator activity. NCBI's taxonomy places the organism in Eukaryota, Metazoa, Porifera, Demospongiae, Haplosclerida, Niphatidae. Gene Ontology annotation, biological process: activation of GTPase activity.
UUUUGUAUAUUGGGGCGGGGCUAAUCAGGUGCAAGCUCAAAAAAUUUUAGAACAGCAGGCCAGCCAUCUCUAUUCUCUCUCUCCCUUAGUCUUUUAUUUAAAAUUUAAAAAGGACAUGAAACCUUUCUUCUCUCGGACGUUGAGCACCAUAUCUGACGUCGUGACAUUCGGUCCAGUGAGGAGGAGACGGACAAACACGAGUAGCACCAACAGCAGCACUGAUGGAAGUAGCUUCACUAACAGCGAUCGCUACACGCACUCAAUGCGUUCAGUGCACACCAUGCCACCCCCUCCCUCUCUACCGGUUGGCUCUGUGUCUGAGGAAGUGGGUGGAAUAACAGGUUCCUGGUCCAUAUACCACCAUCCUUUCUCACCCUCCCCCGAGGUUUAUGAUGGUUUGGAGGACGAUGUCAUCUUUUGCAAGAAUAACGUCUGUCGUAGGAUAGCCAGGGCGUCAACGCCCAGCCCUCACGCUAGCCUCACGUACACAAGUAGCAGCGAACACGAUCCUCAAUCGUUUAAACUCAAAGAGAUUGAAACGACACCCAAUUCUCUCACGUCCUCUGUAACGACCACUAUGCAUGGAGAGGAGGAGGAGGAGGAGGAGGAAAUUGAAGGAUAUAUGUAUAUAUGUACUCGUGGAGCUGACUUUGGACAGACUCUCAUAUUGAAUUGGACUCCCAAUAAUAGCAUGACAAACCACUCCAGAGUACAGACAGGAGAUUCUGAUCCUUCUCAAGAAGCCUAUUCAAAACCUAAUCAAUUAGAGACUGGAGCCACUAGGGGAGGAGCUUGUAGUAGAGAUAGAACUGAGAGAGAGCAUGAAAGCUUGUCACUUGAUUUAGGUAGAAUGGAGUCGAUAAGGAUACUCUAUCGUUACGAGUCUCCUACUGCCGGUAUCUCAGGCGGGGAAGUCAUCAUAUACUCUCAGGAGAGAAAGUAUUUCAUUUUUUCGUUUAAACACAACGGGCUCUACGACUUGAUAAAAAAGUUUCGCUCGUGGCGGUACUUCACUUAUGUGCACAACAGCGAAGCGAACCAGUACACCUUUACAAUCAUUAGGCCAAGACUCACUCUCUCCGAACUACACAUAGAGGAAGGACUGGUGAGUGGGGUACUGACUGAGACCAUGUGGGGUCAGUUGAAGGACCCCGCCGGACGUGUGCUGGAUAAAAAAUUAGUCUUACAAACCGUAUUCUUUCGUGGGGUGGAGACCUCAUUGCGUAAAGAAGUCUGGCUUUAUCUGUUGGGUGUGGUUGAUUUCGAUAGCUCAGAGAAAGUGAGGAGGGAGAAGUAUGAAGAGAGACAGACAACAUACAAGCAACUCAAUGAGAAAAGAAAGUCUAAUCAGUCUUUGUUGUCACAUAGCAACGGAGCCACGCCCACAAAUAACAAACUGACCCAGAUGUUGCAACAGGUUGACAAUGAUAUUAGAAGAACGGACCGUUCACAUCCUUUUUAUAAAGGAGAAGAUAAUCCUAAUCUUGACAGACUUAGGCAAAUUAUUCUAAACUAUUUGCUUGAAUAUCGUAAAGAUAUAACAUACUGUCAAGGCAUGACUGAUAUAUUAGCUCCAAUUUUGAUGAGUCUCGAUAAUGAUGCCGAGUCAUUCUUCUGUUUUACUCGGCUGGUAGAGAGGACGCCAUUUUUUACAAAAGCUGGCAAAAGGGUGACACUCCAUAGACAACUGGUUCUGCUCAGUAGCCUUCUCUCUCUCCUCCUUCCUUGGUUCUUCUUUUAUCUCUCAGACAUUGAGGAAGGCCUCUCACUCCUCUUUGCUCACAGAUGGCUACUGAUAAGCUUCAAGAGAGAGUUCAAAAUGGAGGACACCCUCCUCCUCUGGGAGGCCUGUUGGACAAACUACAGUACCAACUCCUUCCACCUCUUUCUAUGCAUUGCUAUCAUGGCCAUAUAUGGUCAAAAAGCACUUGACGAGGACAUGACACUCAACGAACUAACUGUGUAUUUUAACGGACUUGCAAACAUGAUGCCAGUUGAUAUCGUUCUCUCACAGGCGAGAGGGUACCUCUAUCAGUUCUCAAAGUGUCCCGAGGUCCCUUGUGUCCUUCGGUGUAUAAUGCCCGACAGUUACUGGGAGACGAGUACUAGUCGUGUUAUCUGUGAGGGGUCUGGGACGUGUUGUAAAGGGGAGGAGUCACGUCUGUUACAUAUAUUUUAAGGAACUUCUCCUAUUAUCUAGUUCAUUUUAAUUUGUCGGUUUUUUUUCACAUGUUAUCAUUUUCAAACCCUCGGGAAUACA